AUGAGUGCCCAGGGGGGCUCCCUAGGGGCUCCAACAUUGGGUGAUCGUCGAUCUCCUUACAUUGGCGGCUAUCCCGACAUUCAACAGCAGCAGCAUCAGCAGCAACAACAUCAGCAACAGCAGCAACAUCACUACCAGCAGUUGCAGAAUCCCCAUCACGCAGACUACCAUCGAGGGACACUGCAUCCGGAAGCUGCCUCCGGAUACCUCGACGUGAAGCAGCAACAGCAGACCCAGAAGGGAUACGCAAAACAGGAACGCCAACUGCAGGCCGCCACAACCCAGCAACAGCAACAGCGAUCGGCAGCUGGAACGACUGGAAGAGCAGCUGCCGGUGCGCAUCAACAGCAAGGUUUCAACAGUCAAAGUAUGGUGGCAGCGGCCGGCGGACAGCAGGGCAACAUGGACGUCGGUUACAAUCCACAGAUGAACAACAUGGCGAUGCAUUCGCAGUCGUCGUGGAAUCAGAUGAACGGCAUGAACCAAAUGGGCGGUAUGGGUGGCCAGAUGAAUGGCAUGAACCAGAUGGGUGGUGGAAAUGGUGGUGCCGGUGGUAUGGGACCAAUGAGUCAAAUGGGGUCCGGUGCGGGCGUUGGGAUGGGUGGCGGCGCAACCGGUGGCAUGCCGGGCAUGAAUCAGAUGGGUGGCGGUGGUGGUGGGGGCGGUGGUGUUGCCGGUACGGGCGGUGGUAAUGGUGGUGCGGGUGGUGGUGGAUACGGACGGCACCAUCAGCAGAUGAACCCGAUGGCACAGAUGAUGAACAUGGGCAUGGGUAUGGGCGGUGCCGGUGGUGGCCAGAUGGGACCGGGUGGUGCCGGCGGCAUGAACGGUAUGGCGGCGGCCCAGAUGGGCGGCAUGAAUCCGCUCAGCCAGAUGAACCAGAUGUCACCGAUGUCCAAGAUGCAGGGUAUGGCGAACGGAUACCCGCAGCACCCACGGCGGAUGGCCCCCUACCCGAACCCCCAAAUGCAGAUGGCGCAGAAGCGGUCAAUGUACGGCAUGGGCCAGGGACAGGGAAUGCCGGGUGCGGGUGGACCGUUCCCACCGCACCAGGCGGCGGCAGCAGCAGCCGCAGCAGCUGCCGCUGGUGUUCCCCUACCGAUGCAAGCGAACGCCGGCUAUGGCAGGCAUCAUGGGCCGAUGGGUCCGAUGAGCUACCGCGGCGGUCCUCCGAUGAUGCAGCAGCGCCAGAAUACGCCACCCUACGGUGGACCGGGGGUGGGUGUGGGUGGACCGGUUGGGGCGCCCGGUGGACCCGGGCCACUGAUGGGCCAUCAGCAGCAGCAGCAGCAGCAACAUCACCCACAGCACCAGCAGCACCAGCAGCAGCAGGCGCAGCAGCAGCAGCAGCAGCAGUAUUACAACACGGGCUACCAGAACAUGCAGGGCUACCAGCCGGACAUUCGCAUGAACUUCCAGCACAGUCCGGUACCGGGCAAUCCUACACCACCACUGACGCCCGCCUCUUCCAUGACGCCCUACAUCAGCCCCAACCCGGACGUGAAGCCAAACAACCUGCCGCAGAAAGAUGAAGAACUGCGGUUGACAUUCCCGGUGCGAGACGGCAUCCUGCUGCCACCGUUCCGGCUGGAGCAUAACCUCGCGGUCAGCAACCAUGUGUUCCAGCUGAAGUCGACCGUGUACAACACGCUCAUGUGCCGGCCGGAUCUCGAGCUGCAGCUGAAGUGUUUCCACCACGAGGACCGACAGAUGAACACGAACUGGCCGGCGAGCGUGCAGGUGUCUGCAAACUCGACACCGCUCGAGAUCGAUCGGGGCGACAACAAAAACACCCAUCGGCCGCUCUACCUGAAGCAGGUCUGUCAACCCGGCCGCAACACGAUCCAAAUCACCGUCAGCACCUGUUGCUGCUCCCAUCUGUUCGUACUGCAGCUGGUACAUCGACCGUCGGUAAACCAUGUGCUGCACACGCUGUUGAAGCGUAACCUACUGUCCGCCGAACAGGCGGUGGCCAAAAUCAAGCGCAACUUUGCCGUGAGUCACACAACGAACCCGAAUCAACCGCUCGGCGGUGGCCCAGACAAAGAUCCGCUCGCGGCAGAGGCGUCUGCAACGUCCGCAAAGGUAUCAUUAAAGUGUACAGUAACCUCCAAGCGGAUAACGUUGCCAGCGCGGGGUCACGACUGUAAGCACAUCCAGUGUUUCGACCUGGAAGCGUAUCUCGCGCUGAACUGCGAGCGUGGCAACUGGCGGUGUCCAGUGUGCAAUAAACCGGCACUAACGGAAGGGCUCGAGAUUGAUCAGUACAUGUGGGCGAUACUGAACACGCUCAACUCCUCCAACACCCCGAACGGCAUGGAUACGGAGGAGGUGAUCAUCGAUGCGCAGGCAAACUGGCGAGCAAUCAAACCACCGGGCAGUCUCAACAAUCCUAACAUCGGAGGUAGUCUUAACCCGCAACAAUCAUCACAGCAGCAGCAACAGCAGCAGCAACAUCCACAGCAUCAACAACCACCGAUGCAGCAUCAACAGCAACCCCCGGUACCAUCAGAACCCAGUGGUGGCAAUGGGCGGGGCGCUGGUACACCCGGGCUCCCGGUUAUCAAACCGGACCCGGAUGGUGGUGAUGCGAAACACUUCAACAAGGUGAUGUCGCCCGGUUCCACCUCGCUCCCAACCUGGGACAACAUGAACGCAAUGAGCCCCUACAUGAGCCCGGACAUGAGCUCGAUCGCUAGUGGUAGCAUGAUGGGAUCGAAUUACAAUCGAACACCGCAGUACGAUUCGUACGGAAAUCCCAUCAUCAAGCAGGAACCGGGAACGAACCCCGUUGCGGCCGGCGGUCCAGGCAGUGUGGGUAAUAAUGGUCCGGGAACACCCGGUGGGGGUGAGUUCCACGGUGGUAACCCGUUGGCCCAUCUGAGCGAUUCGGUUAACUCGCUCGAUCCGCUAAACGCGAUGGAGAAAUCUUUAAACGAUCAGAUGCCCCACACACCGCACACACCCCACACACCGGGCGGUGGUAACUCAUCCGGACAUCCGAUGACGCCGGGUGGACCGCCGAGCGUACCACCAGCGAACGACAUCAACUCCUCCAACCCGCAACAACAGUCCACCGGCAGCAAUGGCGGCAACGCGACCGGUACCGGCCAACCGAACACCAACAGCGUGAACGGUGGCGGUAGCAAUACGGGCGGCAACAUGAACCACAGUCCCGGCCAUGCCGGCCACAACAGCAUGCAGCUUCAUUCACCUCAACAGCAGCAGCACGCAAAUCUGGGCCUCGGGCCGAACAACCCGGCGGCGAACAUCAUGAACUCGCCGCAGAGCCUCAUGAACUCGCCCCAGAACAUGAUGAACUCGCCCCAGAGCAUGAUGCAGCAGCAGCAGCAGCAGAAUCUGCUCUCGCUGGGCACCAUGAUGGGACAGCAGCAACAGCAAAGCCACCAGAACGCGCUGGCCGGUCUCACCGAUGUCGAUCUGCCGGCAGAUCUCAACUUCGAUCCGGCCGCCGUUAUUGAGGGUGAGGGUGGCAAUGAUCUUAACCUACUACCGGACAACGGUAUCGGCGAUCCGAUGGAAUUGCUCGCCUAUCUGGACCCGCCGGACCUGAACACGCCACCGUCGAGCGGUUCCAGCAACAAUGCCAACAGCGACGACAUUCUGGCAGCACUGUUCGAUUAA
Messenger RNA from Anopheles marshallii, 3645 nucleotides. It is a transcript of the gene tna, whose product is annotated as zinc finger MIZ domain-containing protein 1. The transcript has 10 exons. The record is from RefSeq and is a predicted model, not a curated record. Gene Ontology annotation, biological process: regulation of transcription by RNA polymerase II; protein sumoylation. Gene Ontology annotation, molecular function: SUMO ligase activity; zinc ion binding. Bases 1 to 3645 code for a protein of 1214 amino acids. Lineage: Eukaryota; Metazoa; Arthropoda; Insecta; Diptera; Culicidae.